AAAAAAUAAAAAAAUCAGAAGCUUCUUAUAAGAGAAAUAAUAAUCUCCAAUUUCAGUUUCUCGAGUUUAUCAGCCAUGGCUUCGCAAGCUAGCCUUCUCCUUCAGAAACAACUCAAAGAUCUCUGUAAGCAUCCUGUUGAUGGAUUCUCAGCUGGUCUGGUUGAUGAGAAGAAUAUAUUCGAAUGGAGCGUUACCAUUAUUGGUCCUCCUGAUACUCUCUAUGAAGGAGGCUUCUUUAACGCUAUUAUGACCUUCCCGCAAAACUAUCCGAACAGCCCGCCAACCGUGAGGUUUACUUCGGAUAUGUGGCAUCCUAAUGUUUAUUCUGAUGGCCGUGUUUGCAUAUCUAUUCUUCAUCCUCCUGGUGAUGAUCCUAGCGGUUAUGAGCUUGCAAGCGAGCGCUGGACUCCUGUUCAUACAGUUGAAAGUAUUAUGUUGAGUAUCAUAUCAAUGCUUUCUGGUCCAAAUGAUGAGUCUCCAGCAAACGUUGAGGCCGCGAAAGAAUGGAGAGAGAAGAGAGAUGAGUUCAAGAAGAAAGUGAGCCGCUGUGUCAGAAAGUCUCAAGAAAUGUUGUGAUUCAGCUUCAAACUUUACACCCUUGAAGAUCGCUGGAGUUUCAUCAAAAAGUUCUUCAUAUUCCUAUCUGAAACCCUUCAAAACUGUCCAAAACGCAACUUUUAUAACUCGGGUUACAUCUCUUUUUUGUAGCGUUCGAGAACCAGAGCGUUCUGAAAAGUGUUUGGUGGAGAAAAAUGUUGUUUCCUGAGAACCUUGACAUUAAAAAUUAUAAAUUUCAUUCGUUAAGAAUGCUUCUUUGCUC
Molecule: messenger RNA, 820 nt
Organism: Capsella rubella
Lineage: Eukaryota; Viridiplantae; Streptophyta; Magnoliopsida; Brassicales; Brassicaceae
Product: ubiquitin-conjugating enzyme E2 7
Exons: 6
Coding region: 76-576 (166 amino acids)
Biological process (GO): ubiquitin-dependent protein catabolic process; protein polyubiquitination
Molecular function (GO): ubiquitin conjugating enzyme activity
Source: RefSeq, a predicted model, not a curated record